Hippocampus comes (tiger tail seahorse) is the source of this 1774-nucleotide messenger RNA. RefSeq names its product lectin, mannose-binding, 1 (gene lman1). Gene Ontology annotation, cellular component: endoplasmic reticulum-Golgi intermediate compartment; Golgi membrane; COPII-coated ER to Golgi transport vesicle. Gene Ontology annotation, biological process: endoplasmic reticulum to Golgi vesicle-mediated transport. Lineage: Eukaryota; Metazoa; Chordata; Actinopteri; Syngnathiformes; Syngnathidae. The transcript is spliced from 14 exons. Gene Ontology annotation, molecular function: D-mannose binding. The coding region runs from base 1 to 1557 and encodes 518 amino acids. The record is from RefSeq and is a predicted model, not a curated record.
AUGGCUCUGAAAGACCAUGACGACAUGGAGCAAGUUUGUGUGAGCGAGAGGCGUGGACCAAUCAGAAGGCGCCCUGUUGGCCUCCGGGCAAUCCCGUCAUGCUCGUGUGCUGCCGCAUCCGCGGCCCCCCCCCGCCGCUUCGAGUACAAGUAUAGCUUUAAGUGGCCCCAUCUGGUCCAGGCGAACGGCACGAUCCCCUUCUGGAUACACAUGGGCAAUGCCAUCCCCAGUGCGGAGCAGGUGCGCCUCGCGCCGUCCCUCAAGAGUCAGCGGGGGUCCGCAUGGUGCAAGAACAAGGCGUCCUUCAACCAUUGGGAGGUCGAGGUCAUGUUCCGGGUGACCGGAAGAGGCCGCAUGGGAGCGGAUGGCUUGGCCAUCUGGUUCACUGACGCUCAAGGCUACCUGGGACCCGUGUACGGCUCCUCGGACAAGUGGAACGGGGUCGGAAUUUUCUUCGACUCCUUCGACAACGAUGGAAAGAAAAAUAACCCGGCCGUCAUCGUCGUGGGAAACAACGGCAAAAAUAUUUAUGACCACAAGCAGGACGGCAGCACACAAGCCUUGGGCACGUGUUUGCGAGACUUCCGCAACAAACCGUAUCCCAUCAGAGCCAAAGUGACGUACUACAAAAAGACACUGACGGUGAUGAUCAGCAACGGAUUCACUGCCGACAAAGACGACUAUGAGUUCUGCACCAAGGUGGACAACAUGAUCAUUCCCGCUGAGGGCUUCUUCGGCCUCUCGGCUGCGACUGGCACAGUAGCAGAUGACCACGACGUCUUUUCCUUCUUGUUAUACCAACUCAUGGAACCGAGCCAGGCACCGCAUCUACCAGAAGGGGAGAUUCCUAAAGAAGACCAGGACAAGUACCAGGAGGAAUUCCACAACUUCCAGCAAGAGAUUGACAGGAAAAAAGAGGAGUUCCAGAAAGAGCACCCCGAUGUCCAAGGAGAGCCAAUCGACGAUUUGUACGAGAGCGUGAACGAUCGAGAAAUCCGUCAGGUGUUUGAGGGUCAGAACCAAAUCCACUUGGAGAUCAAGCAGCUCAAUCGGCAACUGGCCAUGAUCCUAGACGAACAGCGCCGUUACGUGACCGUCGUCACCGACGAGAUCGCCAAGAGUGGAGCCAACGCCGGCUCGGCCCAGCUGGACGUGGCGAACCAGCAGCUGGGCACUAUUGUUUCCUCCCAACACGAUCUGCUCAGAAACCUCAAUGAGUUUAGGAAUACCUUCUACGAAUCUCUGAAGCACAUCGGCUCGGCCCAGCAGCAGCAGCUGCAGCAGGGUGGCGGCGGGGUGGCCACGUACGAGAGCAUUCAGCAUUUCAACGACAUCAAAGAGCACCUACACUCAGUCAGACGUGACCUGGAACACCUCGUCCAGCGUGGCGCUCAGAAUCCCGGUGAGAAGGUCCAAAAGUGCCCCGAGGCUCCCUCCUUCCCUUCCUGCUUGUCGACUGUCCAUUUUGUCAUCUUCAUUGUGGUCCAGUCGGUUCUAUUCUUGUGUUAUAUCAUGUACAAAAGCCAACAGGAAGCAGCAGCAAAGAAGUUCUUUUGAUGCCCCAUCAUUGUCAUCCAGUGUCAGGAUGUAUUUUGGGUGAUUUCCACCCCAGCCCCAUCUCUGCACAAAUUUAAGUUAUUGUACCUGGAAGUAAAAGAAUUAAACAGUUCUGAGAUUCUUAAUUUGAUGCCGUUGACAAGUGACAUGCAAAACUUUGUUCUGACAGUAUUUUUGCCUGGUCACACCUCUUUGGGGAUUUUUGUUUAAAAAGAAG